AUCAAACCGGAAGUACUGCGGCCCGCCAAAAUAUGAUAUUGUAGAGAGAAAAAAAGUACUAAAAUAAAAGAUAAACAUGAGUGUUAUACCUAUAUACGAGUCAGAAGUCAGCUGUUUAUCUAGCAUUUUAGAUUUGCAACAGAAAUGUAUAAAUCAAAAAGUUGGAUUCUCCUCAGAGACAAAUAAAUUUUUACUGUAUUUGACUUUAAAGAAAGUUGGCCCCUCGGUAGCACAAAAAGUUGUGAGUAAAUUGGUGGAGAAGGGUGAAAUAACUUGGGAGAAUGAUGAAGACUUUGAAGUGGAACAAAUUGUAGAUUAUGUAGAAGACGAUGGUGUGGAGUUUUAUUUGAUUAAGUGGAAAGGUUGGAGCCAUGCACACAAUAGCUGGGAACCAAAAGAUAAUCUUGACUGUCCUUUAUUAAUUGGGGAGUUUCAUACAAAGAAUAAUAAUGGUAAUGUUUUGCAUCGGGCUUCUUCGAAAAGAAAAUAUGAUGAAAUAAAGGAAUCGAAGGAAGAUGAGAGGGAAAUGAAAAGAACAAGAGUAGAUGAACUGUUCCAUAAGUUGGUUUCAUGCAAAGAAGUGUUAACCCCUCUCCAACUUAUUUCAUUAACAAGUCCAGAUAAAGGAAAACCUAAAUCUUACAGAGGUCUGGUAUCGUGUGAAGGUCUUAAAGUUCCAAAGUUUAAUAAUGCAAGUAAGUACCUGUUGAAUCCAAGGACAAAAGCUUAUAAACGGAAGAAAGUGCAAAUUCUAGAAGCGCUGAAAGACUGGGAGAAACAUCUAAAUGCGGUCAGCACAGACCCGGCACCCAUCAGUGUUGAGAAUGAGGUAGAUCUUGAAGGGCCACCUGAGAACUUUGAAUAUAUCAAUGAUUAUAAGGCAGGUAGAGGAAUUGUGAUUCCAAAUGAUCCAGUGAUCGGAUGCGAGUGCUCGGAUUGUUUUGGUGAAAAGUCUCAGUGCUGUGCUGUUCAGUUUGGUGUCGAGUUUGCCUAUUUCAAAUGGAAACGACUGAGAAUUCAUGCUGGCAGGCCUAUUUAUGAGUGUAACAAGAAAUGCAAGUGUGGUCCAGAGUGUUCAAACAGGGUAGUUCAACAUGGUAGGAAGCAUAAAGUGUGCAUCUUUAGGACAAAAAAUUGUCGUGGAUGGGGUGUGAAGGCAAUGCAGAAAAUAAAGGCUGGGACGUUUGUUAUGGAAUAUGUAGGAGAGGUGAUAAGCAGUGAGGAGGCCGAAGUACGAGGAAAGACGUACGAUUCUGUUGGCAGGACGUACCUUUUUGAUUUGGAUUUCAAUGGAGAUGACUGUCCUUUCACAGUAGAUGCAGCUGUUUAUGGAAAUGUGUCACACUUUGUCAAUCACUCGUGUGAUCCUAACUUGGAAGUAUACAGUGUAUGGAUCAAUACAUUGGAUCCACGACUGCCGAGGAUAGCAUUGUUCUCAAGACGCGACAUUGAAAAGGGUGAGGAGCUAACGUUUGACUACAUGUCCAGUAAAGUGCACUCUCCUUUAGAGGAAAGUCUAGAAGGGGAAAGCAUAGCUGUUGAUCUCAAUGCUGAUGACAGAUCCGAGGCACACUUGGAAAUGAAAGAGGUACAAAAUGGAGAAAAUGGAGGAGAUUUACAGAACAAUAAGUUAUUGAUUGGUGACAUAAAUGGAGAUGGUGCAGUUGAAUCUUUGCCUACAGAAAAGGGAGAUUCUAAAAAUACACCGAAAUCUAGUCCUCAGAAAUCACAGGGUCAACAGGGUCAGCAAACUGACCCCUAUCGUAUGGUUUGUCAGUGUGGUGCAAAGAAUUGUAGGAAAUUUGUAUUUUAAUUUAUUUUUAGAUACUGUUAACUGAAGCAAAUGUGUUUGCUUGAUGGUAUCUGGAAGUUAUUUAUUUAUGAAUUACGAGUCAUGUAUCAGGAUUAGUACUAGGCUGAAUAUUUUAAGUUGUUUUGAUAUCUAGGUAUAUAGUUUGGUGUGGGUCACAGUGACUUGGAAAGUACUUGCCAUGCUUGGUUAGAGAGAAACAGUUUCAUUUUUAAGGUUUUAGCAAAAUAGGCUUAUAUAAUAAAAAGCCUUACAUUAAAGUGGAUUGGUCUACAAUGGGCACAUUGUGUCAUAUGAUGAACUUUAUUCUCAUGUAGUGAAUUUGUUUCACUACUAAUAAGCAGGGGCGGCAAAAUCAAUUGUCCAUUUUAUUUGGGUUAUCCCACAGUCUGUAAGGACGAAUGGAAAUUUUCAAGAAUUUACCACAUUAGUAUCAGACAGACAAGCUUAGAAAUGCCUGAGAUAAAACAGACAAGCAAGUCAAAAAUCAGAUUUUGCUGGCCUUUAUAAGCAACUCUAAGUAUUCCUUCUAUUGUAGUUAAAGGGCACAUCUGUAAUGUUUUAUAUAUAUUUUUUAAUGUAUACCCACUUGCAUUAAUAUAAAUUGAGGUGAGGAUUUUUUGCAAGAUUAUUUUUACCAGCACAAAAGAUUUUACUCUAUAUUAUAUGAUGAAACAGUACUUAAAUGAAUCACAGAGAAUAGUUUCAUCUGUAUUUGAAAAAAGAAGCCAAUGUACUGACCUUAACUUCUAGGCAUAAUGAAUUUUGUCCUGUUUUUAAGUGUUUUAUUGGUAUUUCUAUAUUUUAUGUACAUGCAUGCUAGAGGUUCAUUAUAUAUAGUAUUAUAUAAUGUAUAUAUUCUAAAGUAUCUAUGUUUCUGUAAAGCAUACUCUUUACUGUGAAGAUAUCAAUUUAAAUGUACAGAAAGAAAAGUUUUGAUGUUGACCAGUUGAACAGAUUAUUUAUACAUGAAAAAUCUCGAGUCAAAAAUUGGCCAAGUGCUAGAUGUCAGGGUUUUUAAUUUACUUGUUUGUCUUCAAAGAAUGUCUUUGCUUGAAAUUAAUUGAUGUCCUUUUAGAUUAGAUAUGUGUUGAAAAGUUGGAAAAGAAACUUAUUAUACCUAGCUUCUAAGAUUUCUUUUUAUACCAAAACAAUACAUUAAUGUAAUGAUGUUUUUGUGAGAUGUACUUGAUUGACUUUGGUUUGAACAUGUUCACGACUGAACUUGAUAUGAUCUUGAGUUAAGUUACUGAAAAAAAAUCUGUCCUCUUAUUCUUUUUAUUUUUAUACUGCAAACUAAGUGAAAUAGUUUAAUCCGAGAAAGUCAGUAUAAUUAUAAACUAUUGAAUGUUCUACUUCAAACUUUCGAACAUGAAAAAAGUGACACAUUAUAUCUUAAAUGCCAUAUCAUUGAAAUAAAUAUUCAGUACAGAUUACAAGACCUGUUUCUGCUCUGCCAGAAGAGCUGAAAGAUAUUUUUAGCUCGACUAUUCGAAGAAUAUGAGAGCUAUUGUAGUCGCCCCGGCGUCCGCGUCGGCGUCUGCGUUGGUUAAAGUUUUUUGUAAAGUCAAAUAUCUCAAUUAUUGCUUGAGAUAUUCAAUUGAAACUUACAAUACUUAUUCAUAGUAACAAGGUACAUCAGAUUGACAAGUUUGAUAACUCUGCCUACAAUAUUGACAGAAUUAUGCCCCUUUUUAACUUAGAAAUUUUGGUUAAACUUUUUUGUAAAGUCAAAUAUCUCAAUUAUUGCUUCAGAUAUUCAAUUGAAACUUACAAUACUUAUUCAUAGUAACAAGGUACAUCAGAUUGACAAGUUUGAUAACUCUGCCUACAAUAUUGACAGAAUUAUGCCCCUUUUUAACUUAUUGAAAUUUUGGUUAAAGUUGUUUUGUAAAGUCAAAUAUCACAAUUAUUGCUUGAGAUAUUCUAUUGAAACUUACAAUACUUAUUUAUAGUAAUAAGGUACAUCAGAUUGACAAGUUUGAUAACUCUGCCUACAAUAUUGACAGAAUUAUGCCCCUUUUUAACUUAGAAAUUUUGGUUAAAGUUGUUUUGUAAAGUCAAAUAUCACAAUUAUUGCUUGAGAUAUUCAAUUGAAACUUACAAUACUUAUUUAUAGUAACAAGGUACAUCAGAUUGACAAGUUGGAUAACUCUGCCUACAAUAUUGAUAGAAUUAUGCCCCAUUGGAACUACGGAUUAAACGAUGAUCGAGUAUAAUCGAAAAUUGAUCGGUUAUAUGACUGAUCGGCGAUGAUCGAAUACAAAGUUUAAUAAUCGAUCAUCGGUAAUUUAUUUUCUUGCUGUUACUUAAGUGACUAACUGUAUUAUAACAACACUCUAAAUUAACGCCAGCUUUGGUUGAAACAAUAAUUUUCAUUCAAAUGAAUAUUGAAAGCAUAUUGAGUGACCAUGGAGUUAAUAGUUGACAGUGAUGCAUUCUAGUUUAAAGAUAUACUAUGCUCAAAUUUGACAUUAGAAAAUAUUUAGAAUUGCUACACUGUCUAUUUGUAAAUAUAAAAUAAACAUGUUUUGACUUCACACAAAGAAAAUAUGUUAUGUAUUAAAUUAUUUUACACACUCAGGUGGUUACAAUAUCAAUAUAUAGUGUCAUUAAAAAAAAACCUGACAGUUUUGAAAGAACCAACUUAACUGGUUCCCAUACAUAGUUUAUUCAUUCCUUUAUUGAAAUUGAGACAUAAUAAUUUUAUAGAUUUUAAUGAAUUUAUUUGAUUAAAAUAUUUUACUCAAGGAUGAGCAUAGCCAUAGUAUAUCUGUAAACUAGUUUAUUUCAGUUGAUAAAGUUGUAGUUACAUAAAAAUUAGAAUAUUAAUGGAAUUCUUAUAAAUAUUAAAGCAUGAUAUGUACAUUGUACAUAUUUACUUUGUUAUUGUAAAUGUUUCGAUUGUAUAAUCGAUGAUUGAUCGAAAAGGGUUGUUCGAUUAUUUUCGAUGAUCGAUUAUGAUUUUUGUCCGAUUAAGAAACCCUAAUUGGAACUUAUAAAUUUUGGUUAAAGUUUUUUUGUAAAGUCAAAUAUCUUAAUUAUUGCUUGAGAUAUUCAAUUGAAAUUUAAAAUACUUUUUAUAGUAUUAAUGUACAUCAGUUUGCAAAAUUACAUAACUCUGCCUGCAAUAUUUGCAGAAUUAUUUGCCCCUUUUAAACUUACAAAUUUUGGUUAAAGGUCUUCAAAGAUAUAUGUACUUAGGGUCAUAAUUUGAGGGUCAUAAUUGUAUGUCACUGACCAAGUUCCAUAACUCUAUCUUGCAUUUAGGCUGAUUCAUAUCCCCUUUUCUAUUUAGUCUCUUGGUUAAUGAUUACAUGCAAGUUUUACAAAUCUCAAUAACUAUUAAAGAUAUUUAUUUAAAACUUCACAUAUGCGUUUAGGGCCAUAAUUGUAGGUCACUGACAAAGGUUCAUAAUUCUGUCUUGCAUUCAGGCUGAUUUUUCUCCCCUUUUUCAACUUAGAAAUUCAUGAUAAAGUUUUGCUUGUAAACUGUUAUCUCCAUAACUAUUGAAGGGUUUGUGCCUUUUUUGGACAAUUUUAUGCAUUCAUAAUAAUAAAGCAGUGAUUUACUUGAAAAAACAUCUUAAUAACAAGCCUUUGUUCCUUUUCUGUCAAUUUUAUGUAUUCAUAGGUAAUUAGUAUUAUUAUACACAAUAAAACACCCUUGUGACAUUACCUUUAGAAUAGUCAAGCCAAUACUGUAUAAUAAGACUCUCUCUCAAGGCCUAUAACAUGAAUUUAUAAAAAAAAUUUAGCCCUUUUGUGAACUUAGAAAAUUUAACAUUAUCAAGGCUCUUUUACCAUCAAGCACUUAGAAUAGUCGAGCGUGCUGUCCUACCGACAGCUCUUGUUUCAUAUAGAAUUAUGUAUAUUAGAA
Messenger RNA from Ruditapes philippinarum (Manila clam), 5690 nucleotides. RefSeq names its product histone-lysine N-methyltransferase SUV39H2-like. Gene Ontology annotation, molecular function: histone H3K9 methyltransferase activity; zinc ion binding; protein binding. Gene Ontology annotation, cellular component: nucleus. NCBI's taxonomy places the organism in Eukaryota, Metazoa, Mollusca, Bivalvia, Venerida, Veneridae. The record is from RefSeq and is a predicted model, not a curated record. The transcript has 6 exons. Bases 77 to 1813 code for a protein of 578 amino acids.